AUGUCAUCCUCACGUGUCUUCAUAGACAAAGAUAUCCAGCCCACGAUUGAUUACUUCAACUGGUUGACUUCUAACCCAGAGAUUGAGAAUCGGGUUAAUGCAGAUGAGGUUACUAGGGUUGAGACAAUGACAAUUGGGCAGAUCUUUGCUUACAUCAAGCAGGAAUAUGCCAAGGAAGCUUCUUUCAACUGCAUAGCCACAAUUGAUGAUGUUGAGCGUGACAGUGCAUGGUACUAUAUUGCCUGCAGCGGUUGUCAAACUAAGGCCACCAGAGGUCCUUCUUCAGGGCUGUAUCUCGCAAAGAUCUCUGUCUACGACAAUAAUGACCAGGCUGUUUUCGUCCUACUUGGUGAUGCAGGAACUGAGUUGACAGGGAAGCAAGCGGCUAAUCAAGAACUUGGUGCUGGCCAUCAGAUGCCUGCCCCCCAAGCUUUAAUUGACACCAUUGGACAAACUCAUAAGUUCAGGGUCAAGGUGUCUAACCUCAACUUCAGCGGCAAGAUUCAGGCUAUAACUGUUACUAAGGUUGUCUCACCAGAGAUUCUGCCACCAGUGCCAACUCAAACUGAAAUCCCACUUGAUGCGGAAGAUGAAGUUGCUUUGGCUACUGCAAGUGUCGUUGCUGGGUCUGGAAUCAAUGCUGAUGAUGGGAAUGAAAGUAGCAGUAAAAGGGAUGAAUCACAGGAGACUAAGCGUCCUAAACAUGGCAACUAG
Messenger RNA from Brassica napus (rape), 714 nucleotides. RefSeq lists its product as uncharacterized. Lineage: Eukaryota; Viridiplantae; Streptophyta; Magnoliopsida; Brassicales; Brassicaceae. The record is from RefSeq and is a predicted model, not a curated record. The transcript has 5 exons. Bases 1 to 714 code for a protein of 237 amino acids.